This is a messenger RNA of Drosophila guanche, 1040 nucleotides long. RefSeq lists its product as uncharacterized. The transcript is spliced from 3 exons. The record is from RefSeq and is a predicted model, not a curated record. Gene Ontology annotation, cellular component: nucleus. NCBI's taxonomy places the organism in Eukaryota, Metazoa, Arthropoda, Insecta, Diptera, Drosophilidae. The coding region runs from base 102 to 635 and encodes 177 amino acids. Gene Ontology annotation, molecular function: zinc ion binding.
AUCUGGAAAUAAAGAGAAAAUAUAAUAUUGUAUAUGUUGACAUCUGACAACUUAAGAAUCUCCUAGUUCAACGCUUUCUUAUUAAUAAAGUACUUGUUGACAUGGGCAGUAUUGAAAAGGCUUGCAUAUCAGGGUUUCUCUGCCGUCUAUGUUCGGAAAUGCACAGAACUGUAAUUCAUAUAUAUAGUGACCACGGCCAACGUCUAUGCCUUGUUGAAAAAAUUAACGGCUACCUUCCAAUAACUAUUUCUCCGACUGAUCCGUUGCCAAAAACCAUAUGCAGAACAUGUUUACAUCGUGUAGAGCAACAUUAUUCUCUUUUGAUGAGGCUUACACAAAUGAGAGAGGAGCGAAAAAUUAAAGGAUUUGAGUACAAGCCAAGCAGAGAAACGGCAAAUGCAUCAAUAUCCAGCGUGGAAUGCUCUGAUGAGGAAGAUAACACAACAGAGCCCGUAGGCAAAACAAAUAGACGACAUGGAAGACCCACCUCCGAGUCCAUUAAAUCGAAAAAUACUGCCAAAACUCAUCGAAACAGUAGUGAAACUAACGAUGAAAGUGGGUCUGGAUCAAGGAUUAGAGAAGAAAAAGGGUCUGGAAGUCGUGGGACAGGACAGAGCACUCCAGCACUAACGUAAAAUAAUGACUGUCAGACUAGUCAAUGGUUUAAAUAUCAUUAUAUGUAUAUAAACAUAUUUAUACAUACAUAUAUAUAUAUAAAAAAAUAUGUGAACAUUUGGAAAGUAUGAGUAAAAUAGGCCAUUUAUGAAAAUCGAUGAACCUACAACAACCUUCCAACCAUUUAAAAUCAAGCAAAAAAGGCUGGAAAGCUUGUACUGUUCACAAGCUACUGCUCGCAAAGAUCGAUCAUUCAUUUAACAGAUAAAUCAUAUAAAACAGCUGUAGACAUUUUAAGUUACAUCUCGAGAAUUUUGAACGAACUAGACUUAAAAAAUUAUUGAAAAAUUAUAUCGAUACAGAUUAAGCUGAAACUUGUAAAGAUUGUUUGGAUUAUCUUAAGUAAUAAAAUAGAUUUUCUCUCA